GGCAAUGAGGAGGAGGGCUUAGACGUCAACGGCAACGACAACAACGAGAACGGAGAGAAGGAUUCGAACCACCUGAGCCGGCAGCCCAGCUCGCGGAGUCGCAGGUCGUACAGGAAGGAAGGGAGCCCCGGGGAGCACCACGUCCGUCUGGACCUGAGCCCGGAGCACACGUCGCCCGGCGAGUACAGGAACAGUCACAAGAUACCGUUCCGUGUGAUCUGCCACAAGAUCUGCAACCACUCGUACUUCGGCAACGUGGUCCUGGCCUGUAUCCUCAUCUCUAGUGCCAUGUUGGCCGCUGAAGAUCCCCUGCGGAGCGAGUCGCAGCGCAACCAGAUCCUCAACAAGUUUGACUACUUCUUCACCUCUGUCUUCACCAUUGAAAUCAUCAUCAAGAUCAUCACGUACGGCCUCCUGCUCCACAAAGGCUCCUUCUGCCGCAGUCUCUUUAACAUGCUGGAUCUGGUGGUCGUCGCCGUCUCCCUCAUCUCCUUCCCGCUUGACACGUGGUCCAGUGCGUGAUCGUGGCCUUGAAGACCAUCUAUAACAUCAUCUUGGUCACCCUGAUCCUCAACUUCAUGUUCGCCGUCAUGGGCGUGCAGCUCUUCAAGGGGAGAGUUCAUUACGUACAUGGGCGGGGACUACAACGCCCCCCAGGUGGAGCCCCGCGAGUGGAUCAAGAAUGACUUCAACUUUGACGAUGUCAUGAACGGCAUGCUCACCCUGUUUGUCGUCUCCACCUUCGAGGGCUGGCCCGGACUCCUGUACAACCCGGCAAAGCCUUCAUCUCCAGUAACUUUUUCCGGCUGUUCCGCGUGAUGAGACUGAUCAAGCUGCUGAGCCGAGGGGAGGGGAUUCGAACCCUGCUCUGGACCUUCAUCAAGUCUUUUCAGGUGUUUGGCAGGAUCAAACUGGACUACGAAACCCAGAUCCAGCCCAACAAUCACUUCCAGACGUUUGCCCAUGCGGUGCUGGUGUUGUUCCGCUCGGCGACGGGCGAGGCCUGGCAGGACAUCAUGCUGGCGUGCUCGGGCAAGGACGACGUCCUGUGUGACCCCUCGGCCGACCCCGCCGCGGGCUACAAGGCCAACAGCACCGGGCCGCCGCCCUCCUGCGGCAACGACUUUGCCUACUUCUAUUUCAUCACCUUCUACUUCCUCUGCUCUUUCCUGAGACUGGUCAGCAUGAACAUGCCCCUCAACAGCGACGGAACGGUCAUGUUCAACGCCACGCUGUUCGCCCUGGUGCGCACGUCUCUCAAAAUCAAAACGGAGGGCAACAUAGACACGGCCAACGAGGAACUGCGAGCGGUAAUCAAAAGGAUCUGGAAACGAACCAGCACCAAGCUGCUGGACCAAGUUGUCCCCCCUGCAGGGGACGACGACGUGACGGUGGGCAAGUUCUACGCCACCUUCCUCAUACAGGACUACUUCCGCCGCUUCAAGAAGAGGAAGGAGCAGAUGGUCAAGAUACAGAAGGGUCAGGAACACACCAACGCCCUGCAGCUGUCAGCACUGCUGCUACCGAGAUGUUAGGGAUGAACGGCAACAUUGGAAGUGUCUCCUCAUGUAAUCACCUCAACCAGGAUUCGAACCAUUCGCCAUCUGCACCUCAGACCUUGACAGCUACGCAGGACGACACCCCGAGGCGGCCCAGCAAAACCAGUGAGUCGCCGGUCAAAGUGGAGCCUGAUGAGCCAAGCUUCCACGACGCUGAGGAACCAGAGGAGGAGGAAGAGGAGGAGGAGGAAGAGGAUGAGGAGUUUGUGGAAGACGAGGGAGAGGAAGUAGGGAGGAAGGGCGAGGAGAGGAGGGAGCCGGAGCGGGAGGACAGAGAAGACAAGGAGCGAGCGAUGGAGCGGUCGGAACGAGAGAAGAAGGAAGCAGAGAGGGGUUGCGGGGAGGGCACGGAGCUGGACUCGGUGGUUUCCCCGUCCCUCAGCCCCUCUCGCAGGGCUGGAGACUCGAACCCCGUGCAUCCCGCCAUUCCAAACAACCCUGGUGCUAGCCCCAACACCAAGAAACAUGGCAUCUACGUUUAUAGAGACGUGCCUCAAGAGGACAGCGACUUUGAGCGGGAGCAGACGCCGCCCACCCCCCCGCCCCGGCGACUCAGUCGGAAGGGCGCGUCCUUCAAGCUGGGCUGUAUCGGCAAACAGGGCAGCGAUGAGAACCCUUUGAUGAGGAGACCUGGACAGCCCCUGAGGGUACCGCACAACAAUCAGGGUAUGGCCCCAGCCACUGUGCCGGACCGUGUGGUCAGUUACCCGCCAGAGCCACAGGUCUCCCCGCCCUCCCCUCCCCCCGCCGCCCGCACACACCUCUCUCCAGGAGGCCGGUUAGUGAACUUCCUCCGAAGUCUGGGUCGUCGGAGAGAGAGAGGUGGUGACUCAUGGGAAGAGCCGCGACUACAGCACCGCCACAGCGACUCGUCCGCCCUCCCGGACUUGUCCGGCCACCUCCACCGCGCGCCCGACCGCGGGCCCCUCCUCAUCCCCAACGCCGUCCAGCAGCAGCAGCAGCAGCUACAGCAACAGCAGCUACAGCAACAGCUACAACAGCAGCUUGUACCGCGCUCCCUACAGCACAGGAGGAGCAGUGCCGAGACUCUGGUAGCCAAGGUACUCCAGGACGAGGGCCUCAACAGGUACGUGGACCCCCAGUGUCUACAGCGCGAGAUCGCCGAGGCCACCAACAUGACCCCAGAAGAGAUGAACCUCGCAGCAAGGGAGAUAAUUCGACGUUCUCGCAACCUGGAGCCCGGCUACCACCCCAAGGACAGUGGGACUGGUGGUGGCGGCGGCGGAGGCAUGGGAUCCGAACCCCCUCCCCGCUAUAGCCGGUCUCCGCCAGGCCAGCAUGAGCUGCAAGAGCGGGGCCGGCCGGCGUCUUCGGACUCCCUCGACAGGAACCCCAUGGUAUGACCGACGUGCCCAGAGCUCCAGUAAUAGUACUUCCUGACUUUCCCUGAUUUUGCCCUCCUUUUGGCGCAAGUUUUUUGCGGCGCGGGCUCUGGACACCCAACAUGGCCGCCACGGAGAGAGAGGAGCGAGCGAGCGAGUGGCCAGACGCCCACUGGUAGGUCUGUCUCGCCGCCGCUGACGUCAUCACCGCUGGCCACCUGCGGCCCUGAGGGCAACUGUUGCCAGUGUGGCCGUCUGCUCCUCCUCGUCUGUUCGGCUGGGAGGAGGGAGAGCUUACUUUGUGUACCUGGCAACUUCCUCCGUCUGCUGGUGUCUGCGAGCAGACGUCCCAUGGUGGCUCCAGGACCAUGUUGUUUCU
Aplysia californica (California sea hare) is the source of this 3281-nucleotide messenger RNA. Its product is annotated as voltage-dependent calcium channel type D subunit alpha-1. Lineage: Eukaryota; Metazoa; Mollusca; Gastropoda; Aplysiida; Aplysiidae. Gene Ontology annotation, biological process: calcium ion import across plasma membrane. The record is from RefSeq and is a predicted model, not a curated record. Gene Ontology annotation, cellular component: voltage-gated calcium channel complex; membrane. Gene Ontology annotation, molecular function: high voltage-gated calcium channel activity.